This is a messenger RNA of Colletotrichum higginsianum IMI 349063, 831 nucleotides long. Its product is annotated as C6 transcription factor. Bases 1 to 831 code for a protein of 276 amino acids. The transcript has a single exon. Lineage: Eukaryota; Fungi; Ascomycota; Sordariomycetes; Glomerellales; Glomerellaceae. The record is from RefSeq and is a predicted model, not a curated record.
AUGAGAGAACUUCCUCCAUUGCAACUCGACGGCAUUGAGGCUGAGAUGACGCCCAACAACGCUCAAGCCGAUGCUUCGAGGCAGUCUGACGAAGGGACAAGCCAAUCCACAUUCCGACCUCGCUCUAAGAAUCAGAAGCAACGCCGCCGAGUCAGAUACCGCUUCCUUACUCCUUCGGAAUGGGCCAUCGUCGCCCACGGCAUCGGUGGCGUCAACGACACGGAAGGCCAUAUCGCUCUCCAUCCGUCUUGUUGGUACUACCCGCCCAAAGGCAUCCCCAACGGCCUCUACCGGGACGUCAUCUGGCAUCGAACCAAGUACUUCUACAUGUACCAUGGCAUGAGCUCUAUUCGCUGGGUUUCGUACAUCCUGCAAAUCAUCUUUGGGGCGAUCCUCACCGCAAUCGGCUCCAUGUCGUAUAAGGACGGCACUCCCAUCACCAUCAUCGCGGCUGCAAACACUAUAAAUGCUGGCAUCCUCGCACUCUUGCACAACAGUGGUUUGCCCGACCGUUAUCGCUCUGAUCAAGCCGAGUUUGACGAGGUCGAAGACCACCUCAAGAAGAUACUUGACACCGGAAUUGUCCCCGAGGAUAUGUCUGUCGACCAGGCGCUCAUCCAUUGCUUUGAUCUGUACCAGGAGGCCAAGAAGACCGUCUCGGCAAAUAUUCCGGCAACUUACACACCGAGUUCGGUCCUUACAGGCGGACCGCAAGGCGGUGAAUCGCAGAAGCCAGGCACGCCUGGGCCGGCGACACCGAAUGCAGCCAACUCGGUCAUUGCCACCAGACUUUCGGUGGCUGUUCCCCCGACUACCACUGAAGAGAAGUAA